Molecule: messenger RNA, 756 nt
Organism: Daktulosphaira vitifoliae (grape phylloxera)
Lineage: Eukaryota; Metazoa; Arthropoda; Insecta; Hemiptera; Phylloxeridae
Gene: ND-B17
Exons: 3
Coding region: 106-648 (180 amino acids)
Biological process (GO): mitochondrial electron transport, NADH to ubiquinone
Source: RefSeq, a predicted model, not a curated record
GUUUCUUUUAUCAGUUAAUAAAUGGUACGUUUUCAAAAGAAUAUUACAUUUAUUUAAUCUGUUUAGUUCCAAUUUUCAAUAUUUAGGUUAAUUCAUAAAUUUACAAUGUUGAGUGUUUUAAAAAAAUUUUACAGUAGCAAUACGCCGGUCCCUAGUGGACCAGCAUCAGAAACUGGAGGUACAUUACCCAUUGAUUUAGAAGGUCGUCAUCGGCAAGUAAGGCAACGUUUAACUAACAUGACUGAUGAAGAAAGAGCUUUUCGCAGAAAAUUUCUUCAUUCUCAACACUUAAGUCCAGAUGAACCUAGGGUAGUACCGGAAAUGUAUGAGGAAUUAUAUAAUCCUAUUAGACGACUUUUCAGAGCACCAAUGAAUGCAUUUCAAGCUACAUUGGAACCUAAAUUAGGAGAACGAACAGCUUUCAACGUACGGUUCAUGACUGGAAAACUAUUAAUGGGAAUAGCUGUUGCUUAUAGUAUUACAUAUUAUUUCAUGUACAAUACUAACACUUGGGAAAGAAAGUCAGGUUGGCGAGUGCACUCUUCUCGUAUUGAGUCUGCACCAGGUGAUCCUGAUUUUCCAAGAGUCUCUGACCGCACAUUGCCCAAACAUUAUGCUGACAGAAACUUUAGUAACUCACCUAUUUAAUAUAGUCGUUGAUACAUUAUAUAUAUAUAUAUUUUUUUUUUGUUAAUUCAUUGAGUUAAUAUAAUUUGUAGAUUAAAAUGUAUUAAAAAAUAAAAUUUUACUGUCGAA